Molecule: messenger RNA, 543 nt
Organism: Lathyrus oleraceus (garden pea)
Lineage: Eukaryota; Viridiplantae; Streptophyta; Magnoliopsida; Fabales; Fabaceae
Exons: 2
Coding region: 1-543 (180 amino acids)
Source: RefSeq, a predicted model, not a curated record
AUGGUUUUCCACAAGUCAGUGUCAUUUCCGGAGUUUGAUGCAAGUGAUGAGUUAUUUGUGUCUGCUAAGCAAGUGCCUGAGUUCGUGAAGGAUGAGGCUGUAGUGUUUAUGAUAUUAGCUUCUAUGAAGAAUGAAAGUAAAGCUAUGAUUGGUGAAUUGCCAAUGGUGUGUGAUUUUUCUGAGGUGUUCGCAGAUGAUAUAAGUGAUUUGCCGCUGAAGCGCGAAGUUGAGUUUGCCAUAGACUUAGUACCUGAUACCGGUCCUAUGUUGGCGGCUCCUUAUAGAAUGUCUACUUCAGAGUUAUGUGAGUUGGAGAAGAAAUUGGAAGAGCAGCUUGAGAAGAAGUUUGUUUGGUCGAGUGUUUCAUCAUGGGGUGCAUUGGUGUUGCUAUUCAGGAAGAAUAAUGGUAGCAUGAGGUUGUGUGUUGAUUAUCGACAAUGGAACAAGGUUACGAUCAAGAACAAGAAGUUGAAUGUUCAUGAGAGGAAUUAUCUUACUCAUGAUCUAGAGUUGGCAACAGUGGUGUUUGUUUUGAAGAUUUAG